AUGACGCACCCCUUUCCCAUCACGAUGUGCCCACCUGGACAUUCCCAGCCAAUGCAUGUGUUGGGACAACAUUGGACAGGUGCUCCGCCCUGUGGUUUGCAGAAGCCUCGAGGCCCUUCGCACAGCGCACCGUGCGCGCACCCAGCGCAAGAUCUGCUUUCCCCGCCCCGGUCCCAACCAUACCAGCUUACGCAGACCGGGUGCCUCGGAAAGUCUUCUGGUCCGCCGGCAUCACCAGGGACCGCCGGUGCUGUACUGCAAAGGACUCAGCAGCAAUUUAGCCUUCCGGACUCAUGGGCCGCCGAUGCAGAUUUCCUUGAUGCAGCCCGCAGCAUUGGCAAUCUCACCUUGCCGCGCUAUGUGCAGCCUACAGCGUGGGCUCGAGCCGAGGGUCUAGCAGGUCUCGCAGUGGAGAAGCUUCAUCCAGCGCACUUGUUGUUUGCAAACUGGCAGAGCUACUGGUUGAGACAUCUCGCGCACGGCCGCGAACUUUACCUGCUAGCCGCCAAAAACAAGGGCGAGUUAGUGCUCGCUCAAGAACUGUUGAGCUUGAUCCGGUCUCGCAGCAUUGACAUCGAGGCUGCGGCCACAGCGCACGCAGUCGCUAGUGGCCAGUCUCAAGCGAAAAAUCUUGCAAUGAAACAGGUCGCUGCGCUACUUGCAGACCAACUGCAGAGUCUGGUGCCCACAGCCACAGACACAGAAUCCCAGAAGCACAUCCGUGAGCUUGAACGGACUGUGGCCAACUUGCAGCAACAGUUGGCAGGCAGGGCCCCUGACACGCCUCGAAGUCCUGCAAAAGCCCCCUCUGGUGCAGGGGAAGGGUCUCAGUUGGAUGCGGCCCCGCAUGAUCGUCGUACACCUGACACCAUCAUUGACAAUCCUGCCUCCCUUUCUAACCCUAAGAAGCAGACCCCGCUCAAUUUUGCCAAGGCUUCCUCUCCGAAGCCUGCAGCUGGCAGUGCAGGGCACACCGAUGCUCCUGCCGAGGUCGUGCCGGAGGUCAUAAUGAGCCCGCCCGUUGAAGGCUCAAGUUGGCUUGGACUCAACAUGCCUCCUAAGACCUCGGAUCUUGAGCUUAGCAAGUGGAUCGCUAGCUUGCCCCUCAACUCUCGUAAAAAGGAGGAGCUCCAUAAAUGGCUCCAAACUUUGGAAGAGUGGGCUGAUUCGCAGGGUGAUGAUUUUGGGCCCAAGGUUCGUCGAGCAGGUGCCAUUUGGGGAGUGCCUGUCAGUGCAGUCAACAAGAUUUCAGUAAAAGCUAUCGUCAAGGUUCUGGCAGUCGCCUCCUAUAUGGAGAGGCAGUUUUUGGACGCCCUUGCGCCUCACAUUUUGCACUUAGAUCAGUUUGCAUUUGGAAUCAGCCGCUGGUGUGUUGCCAGAAUCACGCUUCUUGAAAUCAUGUUCACUUUUCCUCAUUCGCAUGUAUUGAACAGCGUGUUUCGCCAACUGCAGCUUUUUCCCCACGAUUUGACCUUCUCAAACUUUCAGACACCUAGCCGAGUCUACAUUCGCAUCUCUGCUUGCAAGGAGACAGCCAAACUGUUCUACGUUGGCAGCACCGAACAAGCUGUACACCUGCGCGAGGCCACCCGGUUUCGCAAGUUCAAGCAGGUCCAACAGGACAAACUCGUCUCUGCAGAGUUGUGCAUCAGAUAUUGGCACAAGAUGGACAAUUUUUGGGACUGGGUCACUGUGCCAGUCAUGUUUCGAACUGAUCCAGACCAGCUCCUUGGUGCCGAACAUGCCUUGAUUCAGACCUUGCAACCCCCCCUCAACUACCCAUACAUUGCUCAGUGGUUCAGCCCUAAGCGAGGUAUUGUUGGCAGUCACAACUUAGGCAAGAUUUCCCAUGAUGGGCUAGGCAGACUGUAUCGGAAAAGGCGAAAAGCUGCGACGCUACCCAGUCGCUUGGGUUACCCUCCCAUUGUGGCUGCUGUCGUGGAAUCGCCUGUGUUUCGUGACAAGGAAAACACCUGGCGCCUCCUUGCGCAGCUUGGCAGCAACACCUUGGCCCGGUUUGAGGCCUCGAAGCAGAUAAGGUCUCAUGCCUUUGAUUUUGCCACCCUGUGUCUGCUUCAUAAGCUGGCGCAACAUCUUCCUGUGCACCUGGCUUCUUCGGCCAAGCAAGCCAUUCAGCAGGCCAUCAGAUUCAAAGGCUUUGAGCCCCCGCCGCAUGGAUGCCCGUUGGUGAUUCCAUUCUUGGCGACCAGCAACUUGAGAGGUCGUAUGCGUGAGUUGAUGCGGCAGUUCAUCACUGCCAACCGACCUAGCCUCAUACCAUUCCACGUUCCACGCACAACUGUGGUCUUUGGCAAAAACCCCAAACUGCAUCAGAGCCUGUUUACCCACAAGUUGGCCCUUCGGUCUUGGGCUCGCGGGGAAACGCCCCCUUGCAUGUGCUCUCUCAUUGCACGGUUUGCGCCUGAUGCCCAAACCUUCGCAGGUCACCUUGCCGCCAGUGGCGACCAGAUGAACCGCCACCUGCCGCCUAUUGCGCAGCGGAUCCUUAGAUCCAACAUGAACAAUGCCUUCUUCCCCAACAGGGAACGUGCGUUUGAAGCUUUUGAAAAGGGCGUACGGCGUUGGUUGUUUAGGCACCACUUGCCGCAGCAAGUUUGCGGCAUCGCCGAGAUUUUCUCGGAGCUGUGGGAUUCCCACCUGCAGGAGGUGGGCGCACGCUUUCAUCAUGGCGUGCUUCACGCCCUGAAGGCUACUACCAAAGGACUAGUUUGGCACUGUGAGGAUCACCACGCCCACCGGGCCUUAUGUUAUUGUCCGCAGUUGUAUCAUGACAUGCUCACCAACACAUUUGUGCAUUCGGACAUUUUUGCGCCCGUGGAGGGGCCUAUCGCCGAGUACAUUCACGGCAAUUACAGAGAAGCCACAGCACGGUUUCGCAAACGGUACCCCUGGGCUUUUAGGGCCACCCCCCGCACGCCUUACGCCUUCGGGCUCCCGAAGCGAAAGAAAGACUUUAAGGUUGCCCGACCUAUCAUCAGCUUUGUCGGCGCCUUCAUGAGGCCUCUUUUGGAAGCAGUCGCCAAGCUGAUUUUCCAGCUCACUGCCGUUACUUUCCCCGAAGCCUUCGCGUCGGGAGAUGUCUAUGAUCUCAUCCGGGAAAUCCAGGUGUUCUUUGCCCGCAUCGACGAGCAACCCGACAACCCUGAAUUUCAGGACAUCAUGUGCCGCAAUCAGGAUUUGUCGGGUUUUUUCACCAGUGUCUCCGCCCAGCAGUUCCAUGACGGGUGGGAGUUCUUGCUCGGAAGGUAUACACAUUUAUUUGGAUGCCAGCACGAUGCAUCCUUCACCAUUGAUGUGGUUCAGAGAGAGCAAUCUCUUCGCAUCUUUCGAGGAACGCGCCGCAAGCGAGCCAAACAACAUGUCUGCAUUUACAUCCAGGAUGUCGCAGACAUCAUUUCUCAUGCUCUUCGCAUGCAGAUUUUUGGCAUUGCUCACAAAGCCUUCCGCCAACUCAAGGGUAGCCCUAUGGGCUCGCCCAUCAGCCCAGCGCUGUGUUCCAUGGUCAUUUCUGGACUGGAAGAUAUAUGGAAACGCACCUUUUCCAGCCUGCUUCGCAACAUCUCUCUCACCAGCUGUUUCUUACGGUACGUUGACAACCGUAUCUUGUUCUGCCCUAGACACGUUCUUGUCCAGUCUGGCAUUCGCCUGCUACAGAACCCACAGUUCUACGGCCAGGACAUUUUGCUUGAAGACGAAAUGGAGUUUGAUUUCCUUGGCUUUGCCAUUGACGUGCAGGGACGCAGAGUGAUGUACCGCAGAAACCUCACGUCCUACGACUUGAUGGACGUACUCAGUGCGUCUCCUGAGCACGUUCUCGUCAGUGGUGUACUGGCACGCGCCAGCGUCAUAAAGAAAUGCUCCUACCCAGCAACGCAGCGACACGCUGAUCUACAUUACCUAUGGGACCAGGCUCAAGAAGCCGGGCUCCCUGUUCAUGAUUCCAGAGUCAAACGAAAGUUUUUCAGGUGCAAGGAUCGCUUUCGCCCCGAAAAGACCUUCGUGCUUAUGAUGUGCUGA
Molecule: messenger RNA, 4038 nt
Organism: Symbiodinium natans
Lineage: Eukaryota; Dinophyceae; Suessiales; Symbiodiniaceae
Source: the annotation of a GenBank genome assembly